Messenger RNA from Gossypium raimondii (Peruvian cotton), 973 nucleotides. Its product is annotated as ADP-ribosylation factor 2-B. Lineage: Eukaryota; Viridiplantae; Streptophyta; Magnoliopsida; Malvales; Malvaceae. The transcript is spliced from 7 exons. The coding region runs from base 191 to 736 and encodes 181 amino acids. Gene Ontology annotation, cellular component: cytoplasm. The record is from RefSeq and is a predicted model, not a curated record. Gene Ontology annotation, molecular function: GTP binding; GTPase activity. Gene Ontology annotation, biological process: intracellular protein transport; vesicle-mediated transport.
UCCUUUUCCAUUCCAUUUUAAACCAUCCAAAUAUGCUUUUCUAUUCCAUAAUUAACUUUGGUCUCAAUCUAAGCUCUCGUUUCUCAAAUUUCUCUCUCAUUCGCUUUUCUUCCGUUUGGCUCAAAUUCAAAAUUCUCUCGCGGAUCCCUCUGCGAUUAUCUCCAAAGGGAUCAACAGGUAGAGAAGAUAAAUGGGGCUGUCAUUCGCUAAGCUUUUCAGCCGGCUUUUUGCCAAGAAGGAGAUGCGAAUUUUGAUGGUGGGCCUUGAUGCAGCCGGUAAGACUACCAUUUUGUACAAGCUCAAGCUUGGAGAGAUUGUCACCACUAUUCCCACCAUCGGAUUUAAUGUGGAAACUGUUGAAUAUAAGAACAUCAGUUUCACUGUCUGGGAUGUUGGUGGUCAGGACAAGAUUCGUCCUUUGUGGAGGCAUUACUUCCAAAAUACACAGGGUCUCAUCUUCGUGGUUGACAGCAAUGACAGAGACCGUGUUGUUGAGGCCAGGGAUGAAUUGCAUAGAAUGUUGAAUGAGGAUGAACUGCGAGAUGCUGUGUUGCUUGUAUUUGCAAACAAGCAGGAUCUUCCAAAUGCAAUGAAUGCUGCUGAAAUAACUGACAAGCUUGGCCUCCAUUCCCUUCGACAGCGUCACUGGUAUAUCCAGAGUACAUGUGCAACAUCUGGUGAGGGGCUUUAUGAGGGCCUAGAUUGGCUUUCCAACAACAUAGCUAACAAGGCCUGAAGCUAUUAAGAAGAUUUUUGCAAUGUGGGAAGUUCUGGAAGCAGGGGGGAGCAUUAUCUCGUCUUAUUAUUAUUUUUUUUCAAUCAUUCUCCUUUCCCCCUCAUUUUUCAUCUGAGACAGUCGGAUUGUUGUUAUGCCUUUAUUUGCAUUUUGUGAUGAUCAUUAAUUUAGUUGGGAACUUAUGGCUAUAUUGUAACUAAAAAACUGGCUGGUUGGAUAUAUAAUACCUUUGGAUAA